Messenger RNA from Physcomitrium patens, 2176 nucleotides. RefSeq lists its product as uncharacterized. NCBI's taxonomy places the organism in Eukaryota, Viridiplantae, Streptophyta, Bryopsida, Funariales, Funariaceae. The record is from RefSeq and is a predicted model, not a curated record.
GCUUUGUCAUCAGUGCACACUAAUCCUCACAAAUGCCGCCCUCUCUGCUCUCCCAUCGCGUUGAAAUUCGGACACCGAUCAUCCUACUACUCGCCACCAUUGGCUUGCUCUUGUGCCGAAUUCGUCGAUUAGAUUGCGUAGGGAGGGCUUUAUCCUUACAGCGCAAAUUGCAUUCUACUUGCCGGGGGAUGCAGAAAUUCACUUUGUGCUGCGACGAAGCUUGAAAGGAGCUGGCAGGGAGAGUUUACUCGGCACAGUGGUGGAGUUCAUCGCAUGCGAUAGGAAGGUGAGAUAACCAGAGGCAGUGGAGCCUUGCAUUCUCGCGGAACGGUGUGCAGUGGAGUCGACGUUCGCUAGCUUGGCGGUGGCUUUUUAUUUUUUAUUUUUUGCUGAGAUAUUUCAAGGUUCUGUUGAAGAGUGAAAUAGUUUCUCGUUCAUCUGCGUGGGCGUGCGGCGAUGAGAGGGACAAUGGUUGAGAGUUUUUGAAACGUUGCACUUCAAGUCCUUAAUGAGAAGACUGACGUCAGAAGUAUUUUCGGAUUGCUAAGGAUUAAAUAUUGUGCAAAAUGAGCAGUGCGAAAGUUGUCAAUCAUGCACUUUCAUGUCACCGUUUGAUUCAUGCAAUCACUAAGGUGGAGAAUCCAAGCACGAUCAAAAACUCGAAGAGUGUUUUCUUUCGAAAGGGCGGCCUGAUAGCUUUGCCACGUCAACAAAGAUUCACAUCUCGCCACCAUAGUCACAGGGAAAGAAACGUUCGGCAGGUAUCUGCUACAGUUUUCAACGGAUUACCAGAGCCGUCGAUAAAUUUUGAUGUAGAGGCGUCAGUGGCUGAAGCGUCUGCGUUGCUGGCGCUUUCCGCCGACUUGGACUGGCAGCAAUAUGCUGCUAAGCUUCGGGAAGAGGCUCUUGGGGCGUUUAGAAAGCGGAACGAGAGGGAGGUGGCUUUGGAGCAAUUAGGGGAAGAUAUGCGUAACUGGUUGCAUGAUAGCAUGUACCAGAGCAUCCUGCAAUCGUCUCCCUUGCAGAGUGUCCAAAAUAUUGCGGAGGAUGAACUCGGUGUUAGCAUUCGGGUGGAGGAGUUGCAUUGGCAAGCUGCUUUGCAGGCGGCAGAGGAGCUAGCGAAAGGAGUGGACAGCAGCUUUGAUUGGGAAAGCGAGGUUUUAGAACUACGUCAGUGUGCCAUAAACCCAGAACGAGCUGACUUUGAACAGAAACUAUGGAAUUCGUGGGAAACCGCUCGAGAUAACAUGGACAAGAAUGCCAAACUUAUUAUGCACGAUGAAGCACUGAAAGUGCAGUCACCAAGUGAUUCGUAUUUGACCUUGUUACAAAAGGACAAUAGAGAUGAUUCGGUGGCGCAAGCAAACCGUUCAGGCAGGGCUCAUGAAAUGUCCCCCUCAUUGUGGGCAUUAGGACUAGGAACGGCAGGGUGGUUUGGAAGCCAAGUCAAGAAUGCCUUGGCUGCUGAAGAAUCGGUUUCUGCAGCCAUCACUGAAGCUGCGUCAAAAACUGCACCAGGAUGGGUUGCGCCCUCAGUUUUGGCCUUUCCAGUGGUCUCAUAUGCCCUUUUCACUCUGUAUCGUCAAAAGGUGAAUCCAUAUGCAAAGCUUAUAGACUGGGUGUUUGGACUCGUAGCGAUGGGAAUUAUUGGCAACAUUGUUCUCAUCAAAACAGUUGGGGUGCGAUUGUAUUAGGAGAAAUCCUUCACUGGCCAGUAAAAAGCUCGCAAGACCAACCCUCUGGAAUAGAUCGCCGACCAGAAGGUGCUAACAAAGAAAAUCCCUGAAGCAGUGGAAUGAAAGUUUAUCAGAGACAAACGGUUUCUGCAACGGUUUCUUCAAGUCUUCACUUGUCCAGUUUGGUUGUCACAAGAUUCCACAAUAGUUUCUACUUGCAGAAUCUGAGAUAGCGGUGUUGUUGUGUGUAAUGCCAAGUGUUGCUGAAAUUAGUACGAAGGAAGGAGCUACAACCCAAUUGGCUUUCACAUCACGAAGCUUUGCAAAUAGGGCUCGAUCAUUGCUGUAUGUAUUCUACGGGUAUCUUCUUAGCAACUCAAACGAAGUUUGCAUCAGUUGCAUUGUGUAAAUCAUUGUGCCUUCACUUUGGAGAACACUGGAUCUGAAAAUGGCCAUGGAAAAUGUUUAAUGAUCAAGAAACACUUCGGAUGUUGGACCAA